This is a messenger RNA of Acanthochromis polyacanthus (spiny chromis), 5008 nucleotides long. RefSeq names its product coiled-coil domain containing 66 (gene ccdc66). Gene Ontology annotation, molecular function: microtubule binding. The transcript is spliced from 21 exons. Gene Ontology annotation, biological process: cilium assembly. NCBI's taxonomy places the organism in Eukaryota, Metazoa, Chordata, Actinopteri, Pomacentridae. Gene Ontology annotation, cellular component: cilium; microtubule. Bases 212 to 2788 code for a protein of 858 amino acids. The record is from RefSeq and is a predicted model, not a curated record.
GGCCGUUGGUUUCAAACACAAUAAAGAGUCAGCCAAUCAGAGAAGCUGUUGUUGGUCGUUGCCAGCAACGAACGUACACAAUUUUAGCAGCUAGUAAAUGCCAUGUUUGUCAGUGCAGCGACUCGAAGGCAGAUAAAAGUGCCAUUAUAAGGCUGUGAAUUAUGUGUGUUUUAUAAGGUUCCAGGUUAACGGGCUGCUGUUUUCUGUCGGCAUGAAUAUCGGAGACGGCCUGCUGUUUGAACUGGAAAAUGGAAAACCUCGGUUGAUUUUGCUCCGUCAUGGGGCUGAGAAGAAUGCUGCAAAGCAGCCGUCCUUCCGGCCCAGAGCAGCAAACAUCCUGAGCUCCAGGCAGCCGUCCUGCAUGGAGGAGGUGCAGGGAGAGGAGCAUCGGCCCCGGCAGCCGGCAGGGAGGCACCAAGAAGUCAGGCAUAAAGCCAGAAGAGCAGCUGCCUCCUUCAGCUCCAACAUCACCACCACUGAGGGGAGGAACACCACUCUGACUUCAUGUAAGACAAACGAUGAUCACAAAAGGGGCAGCAGUAAAGUGGUGGCCAAGGGGAAGUCAGACAGACAGAAACACAGCGGGACAGUCGGACCCCUCAGAGUCGAUGGGAGAACAGGACCAGCCCAGAAUGUCGGGACUCGAGGUGCUGGAAAGGCAGGUCUUAAGGAAGCACUGACUGGUUUAGAUGCAGGACUGAAAGAAAAUGUGGUGUGUCUGACCAGUGAGCAGCUCCAGCAGAUCCUCAGCACCGUCCAGACCUCCAGCAAUGGUCAACUCCUACCAGAUGACCACCAAGGACCAGGAAGUCAAACUCAGACCUCAAUGACUGAAGGAGAAGGAGGAGAGAUGAAGAAGGAAGAUGGAGGAAGAGAAGAGGAAAUACAGAAAGGAAGAGGAGAAGCUGAAAUACAAGAAAAAGACAGACGGUUGUCUGGAUGUCUGUUCAGCUGGAUGGAGGAGCGAGAGUCGGACAGCAGGGUGGCCAUCGACGCCAGGAAAGCUCGGUGGAAGAAAGAACUUGAUGAACAGGUGGCUCUAAAACAGCAGCAGCAGUGUUCGGUCCCUGCAAGACUUCAGGUGGAGGAGGAUGCAGACAGCGUGUUGUCAGUCCAGAGCUGUGUCAGCCACAGAGAGCUACCUGCUGCCAUCAGAUCCAGCCUCAGACUGGGGGAGGUAACUCCAAUGGAGGAGACGCUGACUGUAGAGAGGAAAGAAGAGGAGAGGAGGCGCUGGUUGGAGGAGCUGGACCAUCAGCGAGAGGAGACGACUGAACGCAGGAGGCGAGAGAAGCUGCUGCAGAGCCAGACAGAGGAUGUUGCGUUCUGGGCCACUCACUUUGACUCGUUGCAGAGAAGGCCUCCCGUCCAUCCUGCAGCUCCGUCAGCUCCGACUCCUGCUCAGUUCAGCAGCUCUGAGCGAGGGGAGUGGGAUCCGUCCAGCCUGUGGGAGGCCAUGAGCAGCUGUGGAGCAGAGAGUGUCGGGACAGUUAGUGUGGAUACAGUCAGCGGAUACCCGACCAGACCCAGCUAUCUCAGGACCAUGACUGCCCUGCUGGACCCCGCCCAGAUCGAGGAGAAAGAGAGGAGGAGGCUCAAACAGCUUGAGCAGCAGCGAGCGAUCCAAGCCCAGAUGGAGGAGCGCCGGCAGCAGAGGGAGCGAGAUCAGGCGAAGAGGAGGCAGGAGGAGGAGGCGGAGGAGAGGAGGGUGAUGCUGGAGAGGGAGAUGCUGCAGAAACAGUACGAGAUGGACACACUGAGGGAGAAGCAGAAGGAGCAGCCAGUUCACCAAGCAGAGCAGCCAAAGAGAGGACAUGAGGACGGUGGACAGCAGGAGACGCUGGAGCCCAGUGCUCCCCAACAGGCUGAGGGUUUGAAAGCUUCAGCUGUGGCAUAUAAAGACUCUGCUGUACAAACAGAUGCAGUUCUGUCUCUCACAGCAGACAGAGCUGAGACUCCAGACGUCUCUGCACAGUACCAGCUGCCUCCUCUUCCUCCUCCUUCUCCUCCUCCUCUUCCUCCUCCUCCUCCACCCACCACUCCUCCAAGCAGCAAGAGCCGAGCAGUGAGAACAGGGAAGGAGAACAUCUGUCUACCAGCAGGAGGAGACCCAUAUGAAGCGUUUGCCAGGAGAGACAAGAAGAGGCCAGAGUGGAACACACAGAGGCCCAGCCGUCGGUUUGUUCCCGCCUCAGAGCGCUACCCAGUCGCUUUGCAGAAGAACCGACAGGAGAGUCGACUGAAGAGGCAGGCCGAGCUGCUGGCUCUGCAGGAGAGGACCUGUCUGUCCAGGACCGGCCCACCGCUUCAGAACCAGGAGUCUGGUCCCUGCCCCAACCCCUCACAGACCAGAACCAGUCCAAGCAGGAAGGUGGAAAACGAUUCCAGCGGACCGAGCAGCUCUUCAGCCGUCAACACUGAAAGGGGGCGCUCUCCUCCUGUCCCUGCAUUCAGACACAGAGUGCAGACUCCUCCUCCUGUCCUGGAGUUCGUUCCUUACGUCAGGACUGAUGAAGUCUUUAACAUGGACCCUCUGGAGCCUGCUGACACCCCCCCACCUCAGGCACACACAGGAGCUCCUCCUGCUGCUCCUCAUCGAGACCCUCUGCUCCACCCAGAGCUGCUGCGUACCUCCCACACCCACCGGCAGCAGGAGAUCCUCAGAGGCCUGGCUCAGCUGCGACAGGGUUUACUCCAGAAGCAGAGGGAGCUGGAGACAGACCUGAAUCCUCUGCUGAAGCGCCAUGACAACGGGCGCUGGUCGCCCUCGACGACACAACGCAUGUGACCUCUGACGGCUCGCUGUGAUUGGCUGAGGCUGUUUUCCAGGAGGAACACUUCUAGUCAACAUUUGUUGGCUCUUCAGGCAGCUGUUUCAAUCCUCUGAAAUGUUGCAUUAAUAGAUAAUUCUAAUAGUUAAUUUUUUAAAGUUGGACAGUGUUAUUUUGCAAGUGCAACAGACCUUUUACAUCUCCAUCAGCAGAACCAUGCUGUCUGGCCUCAUCAUCCCUCCAUGUGUGACGGCCUCAGAGCCACAACACAAACAUUAGUGAGAAACACAGCAGGUUAAAUCUCCUUUAAGUUUGACUAUUUCACGACAAACACCUCAGUGUUUCCUUUAAACCUGCUGGUACCUACUAGAGCUGGACCCGAAUAUCCUGAAUAUCCAAAUAUUCGUUCGCGACGGCGGUAUCCGGAUAUUAAUUUUGGUAUCCGAAUAUCGCCCACCCCGUCCCCUGUCGGACGUUACCAGGUAGAACGAAUAUUCGGUGUUACUGUCUUAGCUCCGCCUUUGGCCCACAUCGGCUCAUCCCAUCGUGUGAUCUCAUAAACAUAUACACAUUUGUCUAUGUGAUCACCCCCUCCUCUCCCCAGACGAAAAUAUGAAUAUUCGGAGCUCGUUUCUUCCCUGCGCCUUCGGCACACUUCGGCUCAUCCCGCCGUGUUCUUCGGCUCAUCUCGGCUCCUCCAUUCCUGUUUCUUAACACCACCCGAAUGGCUGAGUGGCUGUAGACUCUGACGUCACGCUUCACUUCGUUGCAUAAGCACAAGACAAGAUGCUGAAGACCUCUGCUGUUUGGGAAUUCUUCAGUUUAACUGAAGACAAAAUGAAGGCAGAGUGCAAAAUUUGCGUCCAGGAGACCAGAGGAAUAGAUCCAAAUACUCAGGCGGGUCUCCUCCGGUCCGGCCCCCUCCCUCACCACCCCCCAUUGGAUGUUAUGGGGCGGAACGAAUAUUCGGAUAUUUGUCUUUAAUAGGGCCCGAAUAUCCGGAGACCAGAAACCACUAUUCGGGCCAGCCCUAGUACCUACACUAUAAUGUGUCACGGGUUCACUUCUGCAGGAAAGUAGUGAUGGCUCAGACAACCAUGAAUCAGCGUUUUUUAAAUUUUAUUUAGCACCCAUUGUUCCAAAACGGCGGUGAAAAAGGAAAAAAAAUAAAUCACUGCAGCAAACGGUACACAAAGUAUUUACAUUUGGGAAACAAAAACCUCACAAUUUUUGCAGCUAGUCACCCACUAUGUGACUAGCUUGUCCAAGCAAAGCCCCACAAUGAACCACAGCUCCUUUUAUACCCCUCGCCCCUCCCCUGGGCAACUACCAACUUGCCAACAGAGGGUUCCAGGCAAAAACAAUACCUCAUAGAAAGGAUUUCACAUCUUUCCAAUACAUUUCAGUAGUGAAAAUAAGUAAACAAAUAAAUUAAUUACUGGCUUCCCAAACAGGUUUUACAACCCGCCAGACACAUGGUUAAUCAUUUCUUCCCCAAUAAUGGAAGGUUCCAUGUCACAUGAUAUUAAAAAAAACGCGCCACCCAGCGCUUUUAAGGCGUACCGUGAAAGCAGCGUGAAAGCGGCUUAAUCUAUGGAAGGGUGAACAGGAUGCAGCAACAGCAGGUGAGUGUGUGUGUGUGUGUGUGUGUGUGUGUGUGUGUGUGUGUGUGUGUGUGUGUGUGUGUGUGUGUGUGUGUGUGUGUGUGUGUGUGUGUGUGUGUGUGUGUGUGUGUGUGUGGUGGGUUGCCGCAUCGGUGGCGCAUCGGUGCCGAGUGUGUACCUUCAGACGCCGACUGCAGCCAGCACAAAAGUCCGGUGGUGGCGAACAGUGCAUUCAUAUGAUGAUGCAUGAUUUAGACAGGGAACGGCGGCGCACUCUGUGGCCCUGGCGCUCACCGGCACGGAGCGAGAGAAUGAUGGAGAAUGACGGGGCGUUCAUCGGCGCUCCGUCACAUAAUGACAGACGGAUGUUUGACCUGCUGCUCUCUGAGCAACACUUGAUGUGAAGAUUGUAUUUUCAGCAUUGAUGCACUUUUCCUCUGUGAACGACGCUGAGUUUGAACGUGCUUCCAACAGAGAAGCUCCAUCAGAUAGUUUAAAUCAUGAAUGAAAUGUGGUUUAUUUCAGUUUCCUGCUGUUCCUGGUGCUUCUGUGUCAUUUUGGUUAUUUUGUAAUUAUUCUGUAUUUGUGUAUUUUUUAUUUAUUUUGAAUGUAAUAAAGUGAAGUGGAUUGAAA